Paraglomus brasilianum is the source of this 845-nucleotide messenger RNA. The record is from the annotation of a GenBank genome assembly. Lineage: Eukaryota; Fungi; Glomeromycota; Glomeromycetes; Paraglomerales; Paraglomeraceae.
UUAAUGUCUGGAAGAAAAGCGGCUAUCACGAGAUAAUUACUGAUGUGAAUGAUCCAGUUAUGCGGGGAGCGUUGCUUAUUCUAUACCCGCCGAUUCCUCCCGAAGGUUGGGUUGAACCGGGUUUAGAUCAAGUCGUUGAGAAACUAAACAGUUUGAAAGCGCUUGGAUUUGAACUGACCAACAACGCGAUCGGAGAUGCUCUGAUAUUAUUUGAGCGUAAUCUAAAAGAUAUAGGAGACACACUUAUCGAUGCGUUCGCCAACGUUCUUCGAAUGACGAAGGAAGACAUACUCUCUAUUUGUCUAAGGGAACUCUUGGAUCCGGAAAGAACGUUUGAACGCGAAGAUUCACUUGAAUUUGUCGUCAAUGCGAUUGAUACGCCCGAGGAGAAAAUUCUCUCUACAUUUAAAGAAUACGGUAUUGAGAAUCCCAUCGACGUAUAUCUAGACAAUAAUGGUUCUCUUCCUCAAGACUAUGCGUUUCUCAAAAAUUCACCUAUCGUAUACAAAUACAUGCUAGUAAAGUUUGGUGCUAGGUCUCGAAUUACUAGAUUUUUGAUGAAUGAGAUUACAACCGCACGCAUUGGGGAAGCCAAACUUCGUAAAUUCAAUCCGUCUCUCGUCUUGUCUUCCGUUACAAUCGCCGGGCUAUGGAAUGAAUUGGAAGACAUUUUUAAUAUAUAUUGUAUGGCAGACGUUCCUUUAGAACUACAAUUUUUACCUUUGAUAAAAACAUGUUCGAGUGACACAGUCAUCAAGUAUUUAUUUGAAGGAUACUUAACGAGACUGUUUGGAUUCGAAGUUGAAUUCCAACUGCCGGCUACAGUCCAAAUUCCGAUAUUAGAU